UGUAAAGACGCACACAAGCUAGAAUGCGAAGAUAGCUAUGAGCCAGGGUAAAGAAAAUAUAGAAGAGAUAGCAUCUGCUACAAAGGAAGAACCUCUCAAGAAAGAAGAAAUAACUUUAUACAAGGAAGAACCUCUCAAGAAGGAAGAUAUAAUUUUAGAUAAGGAAGAACCCCUCAAGAAAGAAGAAAUAACUCUAGACAAGGAAGCGCUAUUUAUGAAGGAAGAACCCCUUAAGAAAGAGGACCCUCUGAAUAUGGAAGAAUUCCAUACCACUAUCGAUCUUCUUGGAGAUACUCAGAGUGAUACAGAGUUAAAAAAGGAGGAAGAACUUACUAUUAUUGAUUGUGACCAGUUCUUACAACAAUCCUUGAACAAGAGGGACCUUAAAAGAGUUAAGAAGAGAACUGAGGCGAGGCUCACCCUUGCUGAAGCGAAGGAUUAUAAUAAUUUACUAGAGACUAGGACUACUCAACUCCAGAAGUCUCUAAAUAAUCAAGUGAAUCUCUCCAAUGAUACUCGAUAUACUGUUGACUUGAUGAAAUUUCCCAUUGAGUUUAAGACAGAGGAGGAAGCCUUGAAGAAAUAUAACGAAAUAGGACUUCUUCAAAAGAUCCAGUUCAAAGUCAUCAAUAGGAGCAAAGAGAAUGAUAAAAUCAUGCGAUUCACUCUAUGAUGCUACAAGAGAAAAACAGUGACUAAGAAAAUAGACCUUGGGCUUCAGUUAAAAGAAGUUGAAUGUGGAAAUUGUCCUGUAGCUGUCAGGUUCAGAUGGAUUCCGAGGAAGAAGAUGUAUAUCAGAAGGUUAUCCGGCCUGAAAAUGAUCCACAACCAUCCUCUCGAUGUCAAAGAGAGGCAUUACACACAUAAUGAGCUGAUUCAGAGAGAAGUAAAAAUGCUGUUGAAUUCACAUAUCCCAGUUGCAAACAUCCGAAAUAUUCUGAAUACUAAGUUUAACGCAACUCUUAGAUAUUCAGAUAUUUAUGGGAUCGUUAAAGGAUUUCAGAACGGUAGCAAGAACAUUGGUGAUAAGCUUAAGACUGAUUUCCAGAGGUUACUUGAGCUCCUGGAAGAACUUCGAGGCAAAGAUCCUCUCACACAGUACGAAUUCGAGUUUGAAGAUGAUGAAGAUGAAGACGGCGAUGAGAAUGGAUCUAAAAUACCAUGAGAAAUUAAUCGUAUUCUAAUCAUGACAGGAUCAAUGAGGAAGCUUUAUGAGCAAUAUCAUGAUGUGAUUUUUAUGGAUGCUACUUAUAAAACUAACAAGCAUGAUAUGCCCUUAACUGUGAUAACUGGAAUUGACAAUGAAGGAAGAAAUACAGUACUGGCUUACGCUCUACUUAAGAAAGAAGACAAGGAAGCCUACAUUUGGCUAAUGCAAACAUUCUUAAAAUUUGUUGAAUAUAAUGAACCAGGAAUCAUCCUCACAGAUUUUGAUCCUUCAAUGUGUCAUGGAAUUGAGCGAACAUUUGAGAAGACCACUCACCUCCUCUGUCAAUGGCAUGUGAUGAAUAACUUCAAGAGACAUUUCCUAUAUUUACAGAAAAAGAAAGGAUUUGGUCCUAAGAAUUUAUACCAAAAAAUUAUUAACUUGAUUUAUACACCAUCUGCUAAGGAAUUCCAAGAAAUCCAAGAAGUGUUAUUCUCGCCUACAAACGAUGACAUUGGUGAUGAAAAACUACAGUACUUACGUCAGAUGUUUGCUAUCAAGGAGAAAUGGGCAGAAGCAUUUUGACCAAUAGAGUUUAACGCAGCAACCCAUACAAUCUCUCGUGGAGAAAGUGUGAACUCCCAGAUCAAGAAUAGGGUGUUUGCAAAAUCUUCGAUGUGAGAUAUCUUCAGGCUUUUCCAAGAACUUGAGGACCGGAGUAUCAAUAAGAUAAUUACGUACUACAGGACUCAUCAAAGAGAGAUUUAUCACCAUCCUUUGCUGAAAGGUAUGUACGAGUAUUACUCAAGUUAUGCCUUCAAGUUUAUGCUUUAUGAAUACAUGAUGUCUCAUGAGUGCGAGACUAAGAAAUUGGUAGCUGAUGACACAGAAGGAAUGGUAGCAACCAAGAUUGUUAAUGCCCAACAAACCCAGAACGGGCAAUACAUGAUCAGAGAGAUUAGAGAUCGCGAAAAAUACAUGGUCACAUUGACAGACUGUUGAGCCAAAUGGAGAGCGGUUCUUAAAGCCAGAAUGAAUCUGAAAGUUUCAUAGAACUCAAGGAAUGCAUUGAAGACAUAUCUUUGCACUACUCAAUACUCUACAGAUCAAAUGAGCUCAGAAGAUUAGACCAAUCAAGAGAUGGAGUAAAGAAAUGGGAUUGGAGGUGUAUAAUGUUAAAGAUAAUAUCAAUGAGCACAAGAAAGCUAUUGAAUGAAAUGUCGAGCUUCCUUCUGAGAAUCCUUUCAACGGCAUGAAUGGAGUUGAUUCAGAAUAUUGAUGGAAAUCCUCAAAUCCACUAAAAAGGGAUGAAAAAUUUAUUGAAACAAUAGAUAUGACUAAUGACGAAGUUUCAAUAAUCCAACAU
Messenger RNA from Moneuplotes crassus, 2513 nucleotides. The record is from the annotation of a GenBank genome assembly. NCBI's taxonomy places the organism in Eukaryota, Ciliophora, Spirotrichea, Euplotida, Euplotidae.